AUGAAAUACGUGGUCACAUUGUAUCUGCAAUCCGGAAACAAGAAGGAGACAGGAAGUGGGGCUUGGUGUAAAAUCUCAAGGUGCCCUACCUCCAGUGUCCUACCUCCAGUGUCCUACCUCCGGUGUCCUACCUCCUGUGUCCUACCUCCGGUGUCCUACCUCCUGUGUCCUACCUCCAGUGUCCUACCUCCUGUGUCCUACCUCAGUGUCCUACCUCAGUGUCCUACCUCCAGUGUCCUACCUCUAGUGUCCUACCUCAGUGUCCUACCUCCAGUGUCCUACCUCAGUGUCCUACCUCCAGUGUCCUACCUCCAGAGUCCUACCUCUAGUGUCCUACCUCAGUGUCCUACCUCCUGUGUCCUACCUCAGUGUCCUACCUCCAGAGUCCUACCUCCCGUGUCCUACCUCAGUGUCCUACCUCCUGUGUCCUACCUCCAGUGUCCUACCUCCUGUGUCCUACCUCAGUGUCCUACCUCCAGUGUCCUACCUCCAGUGUCCGACCUCUGGUGUCCUAUCUCUGGUGUCCUACCUCCACUGUCCUACCUCAUUAUCCUACCUUCAAUGUCCUACCUCCAGUGUCCUACCUCCAGUGUCCUACCUUUGCUGUCCUACCUCAGUGUCCUACUCCUGCGUCCUACCUCAGUGUCCUACCUCCAGUGUCCUCCUACCUCCAGUGUCCGACCUCUGGUGUCCUAUCUCUGGUUGUCCGACCUCCGGUGGUCCUACCUCCACUGUCCUACCUCAAUGUCCUACCUCCAGUGUCCUACCUCCAGUGUCCUACCUCCUGUGUCCUACCUCCAGUGUCCUACCUCAGUGUCCUACCUCCAGUGUCCUACCUCAGUGUCCUACCUCAGUGUCCUACCUCCUGUGUCCUACCUCCAGUGUCCUACCUCCACUGUCCUACCUCAGUGUCCUACCUCCAGUGUCCUACCUCAGUGUCCUACCUCCAGAGUCCUACCUCCCGUGUCCUACCUCAGUGUCCUACCUCCUGUGUCCUACCUCCAGUGUCCUACCUCCUGUGUCCUACCUCAGUGUCCUACCUCCAGUGUCCUACCUCCAGUGUCCGACCUCUGGUGUCCUAUCUCUGGUGUCCUACCUCCACUGUCCUACCUCAGUAUCCUACCUUCAAUGUCCUACCUCCAGUGUCCUACCUCCAGUGUCCUACCUUUGCUGUCCUACCUCAGUGUCCUACCUCCUGCGUCCUACCUCAGUGUCCUACCUCCAGUGUCCUACCUCCAGUGUCCGACCUCUGGUGUCCUAUCUCUGGUGUCCUACCUCCGGUGUCCUACCUCCACUGUCCUACCUCAAUGUCCUACCUCCAGUGUCCUACCUCAGUGUCCUACCUCAGUGUCCUACCUCCUGUGUCCUACCUCCAGUGUCCUACCUCCACUGUCCUACAUCCAGUGUCCUACCUCCAGUGUCCUACCUCAGUGUCCUACCUCCAGUGUCCUACCUCAGUGUCCUACCUCCAGUGUCCUACCUCAGUGUCCUACCUCCUGCGUCCUACCUCAGUGUCCUACCUCCAGUGUCCUACCUCCAGUGUCCGACCUCUGGUGUCCUAUCUCUGGUGUCCUACCUCCGGUGUCCUACCUCCACUGUCCUACCUCAAUGUCCUACCUCCAGUGUCCUACCUCCAGUGUCCUACCUCCUGUGUCCUACCUCCAGUGUCCUACCUCAGUGUCCUACCUCAGUGUCCUACCUCCAGUGUCCUACCUCAGUGUCCUACCUCAGUGUCCUACCUCCUGUGUCCUACCUCCAGUGUCCUACCUCCACUGUCCUACCUCAGUGUCCUACCUCCAGUGUCCUACCUCAGUGUCCUACCUCCAGUGUCCUACCUCCAGUGUCCUACCUCAAUGUCCUACCUCCAGUGUCCUACCCCCAGUGUCCUACCUCAGUGUCCUACCUCAGUGUCCUACUUCAGUGUCAUACCUCCGGUGUCCUACCUCCAGUGUCCUACCUCUGCUGUCCUACCUCCAGUGUCCUACCUCUGCUGUCCUACCUCCAGUGUCCUACCUCUGCUGUCCUACCUCCAGUGUCCUACCUCUGCUGUCCUACCUCAGUGUCCUACCUCCAGUGUCCUACCUCUGA
Molecule: messenger RNA, 2088 nt
Organism: Acomys russatus (golden spiny mouse)
Lineage: Eukaryota; Metazoa; Chordata; Mammalia; Rodentia; Muridae
Exons: 1
Coding region: 1-2088 (695 amino acids)
Source: RefSeq, a predicted model, not a curated record